Messenger RNA from Anopheles marshallii, 1224 nucleotides. RefSeq names its product uroporphyrinogen decarboxylase (gene Urod). Gene Ontology annotation, cellular component: cytosol. Gene Ontology annotation, molecular function: uroporphyrinogen decarboxylase activity. The transcript has 2 exons. Bases 1 to 1224 code for a protein of 407 amino acids. The record is from RefSeq and is a predicted model, not a curated record. NCBI's taxonomy places the organism in Eukaryota, Metazoa, Arthropoda, Insecta, Diptera, Culicidae. Gene Ontology annotation, biological process: heme biosynthetic process.
AUGGUCGACCCCGUUGUUCGUCCGUUCGUCAUACGUUUAUUGAUCGCAUUUUUGUCCGGUUUGAUUGCGGCCACGUUGCUCGUAACAUUAAUGGUACGGCAAGGAAUCGCUCCUCCUGAGAUGCAACCUCCACCGGUACCGCUAGCUCGAAUAAGUGAAGGGUGCGAUGACUUUCCCGCACUAAAAAAUGAUAAUUUGCUCCGGGCUGCUAGGGGUGAACCUGUGGAUCGUGUACCGGUAUGGGUGAUGCGUCAGGCCGGACGCUAUCUGCCGGAAUUUCAGGAAGUACGGGCAAAACAUGACUUUUUCACCGUCUGUCGGACACCGGAACUUGCCUGUGAAGUGACAAUGCAGCCACUGCGACGGUUUGAUCUGGAUGCUUCGAUCAUCUUUUCCGACAUCCUUGUAAUCCCGCAGGCUUUGGGUAUUACGGUCGAGAUGAAACCAGGCGUUGGUCCCGUACUGCCAGAACCACUCGUCGGUCCAGCCGAUCUCGAACGUCUCAACCAGACCGGUACUAUUGAUCGGUUGAAAUAUGUGGGCGAAGCCAUCACCAUGAUGCGCCGUAUGCUCGAGGGCAAGGUACCGCUGUUCGGAUUUACCGGUGCACCCUGGACGCUGAUGGGUUACAUGAUUGAAGGAGGCGGUAGCAAAACCAUGUCGAAGGCAAAAGCAUGGCUAACAGACUAUCCAGAGGCGAGCCAGAAGCUGUUGGACAUUCUUACCGACCAGGUCGUCGAUUAUCUGGUCAUGCAGGUGAAGGCUGGUGCGCAGAUGCUGCAGGUAUUCGAGUCCAGUGCGGACCAUCUCAGCAAGGAACAGUUCCUCUCCGUUUCGUUACCCUGUCUGAAACGGAUCCGUGUCGAUUUGCUGCGAAAGCUAGCCGACGAAGGUGUUCCCGCUGUCCCGAUGGUACUUUUCGCGAAGGGAGCAAUGCAUUCGCUAGCCGAGCAAUCCCAAACCGGCUAUGAGGUGCUUGGGCUCGAUUGGACGAUCGAUCCAGAAGAGGCUCGCAAGCAGGUUGGACCGAAUGUCACACUGCAGGGAAACCUAGACCCACAGGAUAUGUACAAAUCGCCCGAAGAGUUGCGGGAGCUCGUUCUAACUAUGGUGCGGAAGUUUGGCAAGCAUCGCUACAUUGCUAACCUGGGACAUGGCAUUACACCGCAGACACCUAUCGAAAGCAUGACCGUGUUGGUGCAGGCAGUUCACGACGCCUUGUGA